Amorphotheca resinae ATCC 22711 is the source of this 315-nucleotide messenger RNA. RefSeq lists its product as hypothetical. Gene Ontology annotation, molecular function: transcription corepressor activity; transcription coactivator activity; core promoter sequence-specific DNA binding. NCBI's taxonomy places the organism in Eukaryota, Fungi, Ascomycota, Leotiomycetes, Helotiales, Amorphothecaceae. Gene Ontology annotation, biological process: transcription by RNA polymerase II; negative regulation of transcription by RNA polymerase II; positive regulation of transcription by RNA polymerase II. The annotation marks the transcript as partial. Gene Ontology annotation, cellular component: nucleus; negative cofactor 2 complex. The transcript has a single exon. The record is from RefSeq and is a predicted model, not a curated record.
CCGAACCCGCAGGGCAUCGAGAUCAAGACCAAGUUCCCCGUGGCGCGCAUCAAGCGGAUCAUGCAGGCGGACGAGGAGGUCGGCAAGGUGGCGCAGGUGACGCCCGUCGCGGUCAACAAGGCGCUGGAGCUGUUCAUGAUCGGGCUGGUGACGGGGGCGGCGGAGCGCGCGCGCGAGAAGGGCGGGAAGAGGGUCACGGCGCAGCAUCUGAAGAUGGUGGUCGAGGCGGACGAGCAGUUUGAUUUCCUGGGUGAGAUUGUGGGGAGGGUGGCCGAGGUGCAGGAGAAUGCGGGAGGAGAGGGGAAGAAGAGGAAG